This is a messenger RNA of Micromonas pusilla CCMP1545, 1772 nucleotides long. RefSeq lists its product as uncharacterized. The transcript is spliced from 4 exons. The coding region runs from base 142 to 1470 and encodes 442 amino acids. The record is from RefSeq and is a predicted model, not a curated record. Gene Ontology annotation, molecular function: cyclin binding; cyclin-dependent protein serine/threonine kinase activity; ATP binding. Gene Ontology annotation, biological process: regulation of G2/M transition of mitotic cell cycle; signal transduction; G1/S transition of mitotic cell cycle. NCBI's taxonomy places the organism in Eukaryota, Viridiplantae, Chlorophyta, Mamiellophyceae, Mamiellales, Mamiellaceae. Gene Ontology annotation, cellular component: cyclin-dependent protein kinase holoenzyme complex; nucleus; cytoplasm.
AGCGCCCUCACGCGUCGCCGCGCACGGUAACGCCGCCACCGCUCUCGCGCGCAUCACACGCACACACGCGUUCGGGGAUUCGACGCGCGCGCGUUUCGAAGCGCGACACACCGGGGGUUGAACGGCACCGUUCGCGUCGCGAUGGGUCACAGCAUCAACGAGGCGUAUGAGAAGCUGGAGAAAAUCGGGCAGGGUACCUACGGGAAGGUGUAUAAGGCGCGCGACCGCUCCACCGGAAGGCUCGUCGCGCUGAAGAAGACGCGUCUGGAGGUGCGUGUUUCAUUCUCGCGCGCUUUCGCGCGUCGCGCGCGGCGUCGCCGCCCUCGGAGCGGGAGGCGGUGCCGCGGUUUUUUUUGUUCCAAGCCGCGAGCGAUGGUUUUCAUCGCGGGGGGUACGGCCGCGAGAUGCGCGCGCUCUCGCGGCCGCGCGUCGCGCGCAUCGCGGCUCUCUCGCGAUGCGCGUCCGCUGCGUGUCCACGAAGGCUCCGCGAGGCUUCGUUACCCUCGAACGCGCUCGAACCGCGCCCGACGGGGUCGUUUCCGAGGAGAGGCGACGCGCGAAAAAAAAGCGCGUCCGACGCGCGCGCUCACCCGUCCUCAUCCCCCUCCCCGCCUCUCCCCGCGCCAUCAGAUGGAGGAAGAGGGCGUCCCGUCCACGGCGCUGCGCGAGGUUUCCCUCCUGCAGAUGCUCAGCGAGAGCGCGUUCAUCGUCAGGCUCCUGAAAGUCGAGCACGUCGAGGAGGACGGCAAGGCGAUGCUCUACCUCGUCUUUGAGUACCUCGAUCAGGAUCUGAAAAACUUCAUGGAUCUCACCGGGCGCGGCCCGGCGAACCCGCUCGCGAAGAGCGUCGUCCAGGACUUCAUGUACCAGCUGUGCUUAGGCUGCGCGCACUUACACCGCCACGGCGUCAUGCACCGCGACCUCAAACCGCAGAACCUUCUCGUGGACAAGGCGAAGAACGUCAUCAAGGUGGCGGACCUCGGGCUCGGCCGCGCGUUUUCCGUCCCGGUCAAGUCGUACACGCACGAGAUCGUGACGCUGUGGUACCGCGCCCCGGAGGUUCUCCUCGGCGGGUCGCACUACUCCACGCCCGUGGACAUCUGGUCCGUCGGUUGCAUCUUCGCGGAGCUCGCGCGGAAGCAGCCGCUCUUCCCGGGCGACUCGGAACUCCAGCAGCUCUUGCACGUCUUCAAGCUUCUCGGGACGCCUUCGGAGGAGACGUGGCCGGGCGUCACGCGGCUUCGCGACUGGCACGAGUUUCCGCAGUGGCAGGCGCAGGACCUGAGCAAGGUGAUCCCGCAGCUCGACGCGCACGGGAUCGACCUGAUGAAGAAGAUGCUCGUGUACGACCCGGCGAAGCGCAUACACGCGACGGAGGCGUUGGAACACCCGUACUUUGACUCGUUGGACAAGUCGAGGUACGCGAAGAUCGAGGCGUCGUUCGAGAAGGAGAACAGGAAGGCGAACUGAGAUGACAUCAUGACGUGCUGCCGCCGCGCCGCGCGCGCGCGCGAUACCCUUAGAGGCGACGAUUGGUGUCGAUGGACGCGUGACGUUUCGGGGGCGAGCGUUUGGGUUGGUUUGGACGGGACGGGAAGAGGACUGGACGGCUCGACGCGACGACGGUGAAAACGGAGACGGGCGCGGCGGCGGCGGCGGCGGCGGCGGGGCGGCGCGCCCGGCGGGGAGGGUCGGGACGACGGGGUUGGGUUGGGGUUGAGGCGAUGUACGCCGCGGUAGGGAGGGACGAGCGCGCUCCGUCGUCGUCGUCG